ACAAUAGUUACAGAAAUAUUAUUAAAAUUAUGACUCUCUAAAUUAUUCAGGUCAAGUCUCUUAUGAAGUAUUUUUUACAAACAUAAACCUCGCUGAUGCCACAAAAGAAUUAGAACACACAGAAGCGAGCUCUGAGAAUCAAUGAAAUCAAAGUUUUUCAAACAGUGAAUGUAAACAUUCACCGUUCUUAGCUGUUCUACUCGGGUCAAUCGUAGUGAAAGUCGAGCAGGCAUUCGCGAUGAAAUAUUCUAUUGAACAGGUGUCUCAAAGCAUCUGAAAUUUCUAAAAGUGAAAGAAAAUUAAUUGUGAAGUGACGUAACGAAGGAAAGACGUAUGGCGAAGUAAGUAAAUUAUUAAAUCUAAAUAGAUAUAUAAUAAUACAUUAUAUUCUUAAACGAUCGAAAUCUGAGGGAUUGGGAAAAGUACCAUCAAAUUGUAACUACCGUUGUAAAAUACGAUGUUCCGGCCCGUUAAGCCGGAUUACGAUAUCUGGUAAUUACCUGUUUUAAUUGCGACCUGUAACCGCUGUUAUCCGCAGAUACGUACCGCGGUAUGGCGCAUUGGCCUAACGUUUAAAACCGAGAUUUUCUCCGAAGAUUAUAAGCAAUUACGUAAUUCCGCACUUAACUUUAUAGCUGAAAUAUCAAGAGCAACUGGAGCAGCUUCUUUCCGCGGCAAAAAACUGAAGAACCGAAGAGUUGUAAAGGCACAGAAUUGAGGUACAGGUAAAUAACAAUUGAGGUACAAUUACGCAAGGUGUUUAAUGAAAAUGAUCGUCAAGGAAGUGAGUGUUAACUAUAAACAUCUGAAAAACCUAAUAACGCGUUAAUAGACUGCAUUUUUAAAAAAUCGAAUUUCAAAAAGUGCAGUUAGUUAUAUAGCAAAGUUAAUCAGUAAAACCUAAUUAGAACAUUCAUAUCUGAAUAAUACCGUCUAGACGUUCGCGAUUAUCGUACAAACAAAACAAGACAUUACGUAUUCUUUACUCUCAUUUGCAUGAAUGAUUAGUUUCCGAGUUUUACGAGUGCAUGACAGAACGCAAUUAAUGGCAUUAUUCAUUACCACGUUGCAAGAGAAACCACUAGUCAAGACCAAUUAAGAAAAUAGUAUUCUAAGAAUAAGUUACAUUUCAAAGCGUUGCUAAACGCGUGUUUGCAUAACCCGCGAAAAGAAAGUAAAACAAUCACGCCCUCUAUGCCGAAAAUAGUCAAAGUCGAGGCGCGCUCAAAGCGGGUUCCAUGUGAAAUCACGUCGCGCAACGAUGUUGUUAUCUCAAAGAAAUUCGAAGAUAAAUACAAGCACGGCCUGUAGAGCCAGGGACCGAUGGAAACCGGUAGUAUCAUCGCGACUCUCCGUCUGUAAACACGGUCGCGUGUACGAGCGAGGUAAUACCAACGGUUAGAGGUUACAUCAGUCGGGACGCGAGUUUCACACGAGCUGAAACGAAUCGUUGGCAUUGCUGGACUAUCGGUAAAUCGUUAUCGCGCAACGAGCCUUGAUAGAAAGUAAAAGUCUCGUUACGAUCAAUCUGGUUCUUCGAUUCCUUCGCGCGACUCCGUUUCUUUUUUACUGUUCGCGCGACCGCGAACCGAGUACCGGCUCGGUGGCUAGCGUGUCGUUCGUGUUUGUCGGUGUGUUUGUGUGCUGGUGUGCGUGGGACGGUAUACAGUGCGCGUGCCACUCGUCUCUUCUCGACAGAACGACAUGACGGCGGAACAUGAAAGCGAUACGAGGGUGAGGUUAAGGAGGACGAAAAGUGUGACCAGGGCCGAGGAAAUCCAGAAAGCCGAGAUGAUGGCGCGGAAAUCGCAGCCGGACAAACCGUACGGAAUUAGAGUGGAUCCGCGGCAAUGGAUUAUGUUUGUCGGGGGCAAGUACGAGGACAGCGAGGAGUAUCCUUCGAUUCUCCUCAUCAUCUAUUCCAACGUCCCCGUUGUACUGUGUUUGCUGAUCGAAAAGGGACUGUCCGCGGAUAUCAUAGCUCACGGGCCAGGAAUGGUGUUCCACGUCGUAAACCUCAUCGUGAUGGUUCUGGUGCCGAUGGUGGUCAUCCACGUGAAGGAUUCCGGAUUCAGCCUGUUCGGUGCCAUGUACGUGUGCAUGCUGUACGCCAUCCUGUUCCUGAAGCUAUGGUCGUACGUGCAAGUGAACAUGUGGUGUCGGCUGAGCAGUCGAAGAAAGACAGUGAGCCAGGGCAGAAUACGACGGCAAUCCCUGUCGUACAACAAUCUACAGUCCCCCAGCGUGAACGUUGCAGAGGUCGACGACUCGAAGCACGAAGUAGACGGUGCUGGUACCUUCUUGGUGCAAUAUCCGGACAACCUGAAUCUCCAUGAUCUCUACUACUACAUUCUGGCCCCUACGCUCUGCUAUGAACUGAAUUUCCCUAGGUCACAAAGGAUUCGCAAAAGAUUUUUGAUUAAACGGAUCGUGGAGGUCGUGGUCGGCUGCCAAGUGGUCAUGUCGCUGUUUCAACAAUGGAUGGUCCCGUCCGUGAAGAACUCGUUGGUGCCGUUCAGCAACAUGGACGUGGCGAAGGCUUCCGAACGGAUGCUGAAAUUAGCUAUACCGAACCAUCUUGUCUGGUUGUGCUUCUUCUACUUGAUAUUUCAUUCGUUCCUGAAUCUGAUGGGUGAACUGUUGCAUUUCGCUGAUCGGAAUUUCUACUGCGACUGGUGGAACGCGAAUAACAUCGACACUUUCUGGAGAACAUGGAACAUGCCGGUGCAUCGAUGGGCUUUGCGGCACUUGUACAUUCCUAUCAUCGAGAUGGGGUACGGAAAAUCGACCGCCUCUGUCACCGUGUUUUUUAUCAGCGCCUUCUUUCACGAGUAUCUCGUGAGCGUACCUCUGAAGACGUUUAAAACGUGGGCGUUUAUGGGAAUGAUGGGACAGAUACCAUUAUCGUUGCUAAGUAAGAAGGUGGAGCAACAUUGGGGCUCAAGAUGGGGCAAUAUCACGGUGUGGGCGAGCCUCAUUAUCGGACAACCACUUUGCAUAAUGAUGUAUUAUCACGAUUACGUGGUAACUCAUUUCGGUGAGACGCUGAUCGAGGAUUAUUCCGUAGUGUAAAAUGACAAAUGUAGACAGGAAUCGACGAUCAACGAUGAGGAGACCGGAUUUCGUGUGCUAAUCGCCAAUCAUUUUAUUUUCACGAUUUCUUUCUUCGCUUGUGUGUUGAUUCCUCGUGAACUGUUUUCGGGGAUCGUUCAGAUAAUUGUUCGUUAUUUCGAAUAAAAAUGAAAACGUAAAAGCAUGUAUACCGUGUAGAGAUGUUGCUAUUGAUUUAAUCUUUUCCAUUUCAAUUUGAUAGGUACAUAUAUUUGAAACUAUUCACUUAGAUAUUAUUUGUUCAACGUACGAGAGGCUUUUGUGAAAGAAUUUAAGAGACUAUUUUUAAUUGAGAAUCAUUUGCACAUUCGGGUCAUGAUUGACCCAACAUAGCCGUCCAAGGAUUAAGAUAUCGGUAAGGCUAAUUGGAGUGAUUGAUGUAUGGAAAGUUUUAGAUUUCCAGCAAGUACCACCAAUUGUAUUUAUACACUUUGUAUAUUUUACCAGUCACUCUCAUUCGCUUUAUCAAUACUGUCGAUAUUCAUCAAUAGCAGCGUCUCUACCAUGUAAGCGAAACUUAGAAUCGCGAACAAGUGCCUUAAGUAUUACGCGGUGACGUGACGUUCGAUUUUCAAUCGAUUCAGCGUGAAGAAUAGAGAAGAGCAAUAGAUUGUAUGAAAAUGUGACACGUGAACGUGUGAUUUUAUUGUUUUUUGUAAAUGGGGUGAUGGUUUCGAGUUGACGGGUUAUUUAAUCAUUAAUUGCAGCAUUCGCAUUUUUAGCCGUAAGACUGUUAUUCACUUUAAUACGAGCAUUUCAAUAUACCUGCAUUUUUAAACGCGUUUCGUCCUCGAUCGAGCUCAAUUUUUCAUAAUUUCGCCGAGAUUAUGGUACUUUGAAUGGCCGAAAAGAAAGACAGGGUAAACUCGCAAUAUUCUCCGGGCAACGUUGAUCGACUCGCACGAUUUUAUAUUUUCUGUACAAUCAUAAACGCGUCUCGUAAAUUCACGAUACUCGACUUUUCUCGCGAUGUUAACGCGAAUAUUAACCGUGCGUUAAGACAAUAAUUCAUCGUAUUUUAUCUAUCUCGCAUCGUUUUUACUGAAAGAGUGAGAGAGAGAAACGGAUCGAGAAUAUUAACCGUAGUAAAUUUAUCCUAUCGCGAUAAAUUUGUCCGGAGCUGCGUAUUUGGCAAAUAUUUUAGCCGGUCGCGCGUAUCGCGAAAGCAUUUACGACGAAGCAGAUGCCGAAGCGGAGGAUUUAACGAGCCAACUUUCAUUGUACGCGAACAGCGACGAUUUUGUAGAUUUCGUUCGGUACUCGCUAUCGCGUGCCACCGCGAGCACAGACUGGUUGUCGAAUAAACGAGAUCUUUGUUA
Osmia lignaria (orchard mason bee) is the source of this 4430-nucleotide messenger RNA. NCBI's taxonomy places the organism in Eukaryota, Metazoa, Arthropoda, Insecta, Hymenoptera, Megachilidae. The record is from RefSeq and is a predicted model, not a curated record.